Messenger RNA from Spea bombifrons (plains spadefoot toad), 3809 nucleotides. It is a transcript of the gene PPP6R1, whose product is annotated as protein phosphatase 6 regulatory subunit 1. Gene Ontology annotation, cellular component: cytosol; nucleus. NCBI's taxonomy places the organism in Eukaryota, Metazoa, Chordata, Amphibia, Anura, Pelobatidae. The record is from RefSeq and is a predicted model, not a curated record. Bases 222 to 2972 code for a protein of 916 amino acids. Gene Ontology annotation, molecular function: protein phosphatase binding; protein phosphatase regulator activity. The transcript has 25 exons.
CUUCUAGCGAUUCGCUCCCCCCUCCCACACCUGCCCUGACAGUUACUAACUGUAGGGCUUGCUUGCGCCGUCGCUUCCUUCGACCCCUCUCUCCCUUACAGGGGAAAGAAGGACGACACGGCGCCUACGUUUACAGCCAAGAAGACGGAGCGUGCCGGGGCCUGCGUGAGAUUGGAGCGGAAGAAACGUUGUCUCCUAGGAUACCGACCGCCCGGUGAGCCAUGUUUUGGAAGUUUGACCUGCACACCAGUUCACAUGUGGACACCCUGCUGGAGCGGGAGAACGUUACCCUGUUCGAGCUGCUGGAAGAGGAGGACGUUCUGCAGGAGUGUAAAGUGAUGAACCGCAAGCUCGUGGAGUUCUUGGUGCAGCCUCAGCACAUGGAAGAGCUGGUCACCUGCAUCACGGAGGAGCCGUCGGACGACGUGGACGAAAAGCUGAGAUACAAAUACCCCAGCGUGUCCUGUGAAAUCCUGACAGCGGAUGUAUCGCAAAUUAACGACGCCUUAGGGGAGGACGAGUCUUUACUGAAGAGGCUCUACGGCUUUCUGCAGAACAACGAAAACCUGAAUCCUUUGUUGGCGAGUUUUUUCAGCAAAGUGAUGGGCAUCCUAAUCAACAGGAAGACCGAACAGAUCAUAGCCUUUCUACGAAAGAAAGAUGACUUUGUGAGUUUAUUGCUGCAACACAUCGGGACGUCUGCCAUCAUGGAUCUCUUACUGCGGCUUUUGACGUGCGUGGAGCAGCCCCAGCUCAGGCAGGACGUGUUUAAUUGGCUUAACGAAGAGAAAAUAGUACAAAGACUCAUUGAGAUGAUUCACCCUUCCAAGGAUGACAAUCAACAUUCCAACGCUUCCCAGUCGCUAUGCGACAUCAUUCGCCUGAGCCGCGAGCAGAUGAUACAGAUUCAGGAUAGCCCCGAGCCGGAUCAGCUACUGGUCACUCUAGAGAAGCAGGAAACCAUCGAGCAGCUCCUAAGCAACAUGUUUGAAGGAGAACAUAAUGAAUCUGUCAUUGUUCACGGCAUUCAAGUGCUUUUGACGCUGCUGGAGCCUCGCAGACCAAGGUCUGAGCUAGGAGGUUUGGGUGGCUUCUAUUGCAACCUUGAAGGCCAAUUGGAAAUCAACCCUCCAGACUCUUCCAACACCCAAGCCAGUGUAGGCACAUUGCUUGCCAUCAAGCAGCGCUUGAGAGAGUUUCAGCAACUCCUGGUUGAUCCACCAAGGAAAGAGCGCUUGCAGACCACCUGGGGUCUGCUGGACCCCCCUUUGGGCAAUACCCGUCUCCAUGUGGUGAAACUGCUUACUAGCGUAAUCAACGCAAACAACAGGGCUUUAAACGAAGAGCUGAUUGAUCUGGACACCCUCAACAUCAUACUGGAUCUCUAUUUCAAAUACAUGUACAACAAUUUCCUGCACGCCCAAGUAGAAGUUUGCGUCGCCGCAAUUUUAAGUUCGACUCCUAUUGAAGAAACCAAUGAGAUCGAUCUGCUGGAGAACCCGCUUGUGAAAUAUCUUUUACAGAAAUGCCAGCUAGUUCAGCGAAUACUCUCAGCGUGGGAAGAAAAUGAGAAGGAACAGUCAGAAGGUGGAAGGCGGAAGGGCUUCAUGGGUCACCUGACGAAAAUUGCAAAUGCGCUCGUCCACAGUUCUGAAAAGGGCCCCAAUGUCACCCUUGUUGCCCAGCUGAUUAAAGAUCUGCCGGAGGAAGAGCAGGAGCGAUGGGAUAACUUUGUUUCUGGGUCCCUCACAGACACCAACAAGAAGAAUACUGUAGACCUUGUCAACACCAGGAACAUGCACUCAUCCAGCGAUGAUGAAGAGAAUGACCUGAAGGAAUUCAACUUUCCCCAGGAAGCUGUGCUCCAGCAGGCCUUUGUGGACUACCAGAUGCAGCAGAUGACUUCUGCCUUCAUAGAUCACUUUGGCUUCAACGAUGAAGAGUUUGGGGAGCAGGAAGAGAGUGUCAACGCUCACUUUCGACAGCUGAAGAGCGCUCCCUUUGACAAAACUGCCAACAUUACGUUCUCCCUCAACGCUGAUGAAGAGAGCCCCAAUUCCAAUCUGUUUGAGAUCUGCUACAAAGAACGGAUCCAACAGUUUGAUGAUGAUGACGAUGAAGGCUCAGAUGGAGAGGACACCUGGCAAGAUAAGGAGAUGCGGUUCUCUUCGGGCACCAUGCAGAGCACUGGCACGAGGAGUUGCGGAAGUACUGACAGUGAAGACAGCCGAGAUUCUGACGAGGAAGAGGAAGAUUCUGGAGGUGGUACGAAUCCCAACGGUCCCACGCCAGAAGCAUCGGAAGCUCCCAGCUGGACUCCAGCCUUUGAUUCCGUGCCCGCAGAAUCCUCUCCGUCCCCGUCGGUUGCCCCGGUGGACACGGGUUCCUCCGUGUGGGACGGCUCCGUGGCUGCCAUUAAUCCCCAGGAUGGCUGGGCGGUUUUCGCAGACGGUUCACAGAUGAGUUCGCAGGAAAACGUACCCGAGGAAACGCAUGUGCGUCCAGAAAACCUCACAGCUCAGGAAGAUCAUAAAACUGAUGCGUCUGUAGCAGAAAUAACCUCCCAAACCUCAGCUGAUUUGCAGACCCCCCAGGAGUGUUCGGCGUCACCGCGGAGUCCUGCCGCAGAAACGGGUAUCGUGCCGGUAGCUACAAACUCUGAACACGGGGAUGGAACAGAGUGCAGGACCUGGAACGGGGAAAUCGAGGAGUCUGUAGCGCAGGCACAGCCAGCCACACAAUCUGCCGACAGGGUAGAAAAUACAGCCCCAUCUACCUCGAAGAUGGAUGAUGAAGGGGAAUCAAAACAACAAAAAUUGGAAUUGCCAAACGACACUAUAGAUACCAAUUCUAAUGAAAAACAGAAAGAAAACAGAGAAUCCAGCCCGUUGCAUAAUGCUGUACAGAGCGAGGUCCAGCGGCCCACUCUACCCGACAGAAAAACCACAGAGUCUUCUGAAAGCAUAAAUUAGGUAAUUCCUGCAUCUUCUUCUUUCGUCUGACAGCGCUGACCGUCUAUCCAAAGAUCUAUCGCGUCUCUGAAUGGAUUGCCGAACGGGAACAGGCCCGAGCCUCUUUCGCCUUGGAAAGCAAAAAAAAAACGGAGACAGCUCAUCAAAGCAACAAAAUAAAUUCUACACGAGUCUCCGUUUUGCGGACAUAAAGACAAAGUAAACAUUCUUACACCAGGUUUUUUUUUUUGUACUGAGAUUAAUGGAUGUUAAGUUAGAUUUAUAAAUAUAUAUAUGCAUACAUAAACAUUCAUGUGUAUGCACAUAUAUAUAUACUGAAACGAAUUGCAGUAAGUAAUAAAAAGAGAACUUAAAUUAUUUUUUUUUAUUUUGGAAUCAGAAAUUUUAGAUGCUACUUGGCAUAAGCACAAGACGGCACGCUAUUUUUUGGGCUUUUUUUUUGUUUUGUUUUUUUUAAUAUAUAAAUCCCUGCCUUUCUCUGACACGAGAUGUUUGUAUGCAGUCGUUGGUCAGAAGGCUUCGUGUCGGUUCCACUCGCACUUCCCUAUGAGAGAAUUCAGAAAAUAUCGGUGACAAUUUGACCCUUUUUGUUUUUUGGUUUUUUUUGUUUUUUUUCUUCUCAUUGUUCAUGAAUGCGCUCAUUGACAUUAUCACCCCCAUCUAUGUUCAGAUUUUUAUGUUCUAUAUCUAGUUUAAACUUGAAGUAGUGCGAUUUACCAAAAGCAACAUUAGCUGAAGUCUACCAGACCCGGAGAUGUUAGAUUGACCUUAAUGUUAGCAGUGCCUUAUUGUUCCAUAAUAUGUGAUAAGCUCAUUAAAAAAAAACAAAUACCUACA